GGGGAAUCUGUCUACCUUCAUAUUUUAUCAGCUUGCUGUAUUUCGCUGGGCAAGCUUCUCUCUCGCGCGACAGUGAACAUGCGAGGUACUCGAUGUAUUCUGUAGCGAGGAAGUUCGUAGGUCAACCGCGGCCGCAAUUGAAGCUUGCGAGUAUCUGGUCGACGACUCCCCGAAACUCGAUUCUCUUGCGAUCGUAUGCAAAUGCGCGCCUCGACUUGCUACCCGCUAUAGACCGAAAAUGGCGUCAAAUACCGAACCGAUGCGGGCGCCGGGACGAAGAAGCUCGUACUGGUGCUCCUACGCUCAAGCAUGACGAUUCUCGACCUGCCAACGAACGCAUGUACAUCCUGUCUAUGUUUCCAUAUCCGUCGGGAAACUUACAUCUGGGACAUCUUCGAGUAUAUACCAUAGCCGAUGUGAUAGCGCGCUUUCGCAGAUUGCAGGGUCAUGAUGUGCUUCUACCAAUGGGCUGGGAUGCCUUCGGGUUGCCCGCUGAAAAUGCGGCAAUUGAGCAUGGCAUUGACCCUGCCGUCUGGACGAGAGACAACAUCGCGCGUAUGAAGGAACAACUUGAAUUGAUGAAUGCGAGUUUCGAUUGGUCACGGGAAUUUGCAACGUGCGAUCCAGAAUUCUAUAAGCACACACAAAAAAUAUUUUUAUUGCUUCGCGAGCAUGGCUUCGUAAGCCAGAGAAAAGCAACUGUAAACUGGGAUCCUGUUGACAAUACCGUGUUAGCUAACGAACAGGUCGACGCGGAUGGUCGAUCAUGGAGAUCGGGUGCGAAGAUCGUUCAGCGUGAGCUUAAACAGUGGUUCUUCCAUAUCACAAAGUUCAAGGAGUCGCUAUUGCGAGACCUAGAGAAACUGGCAGUGGACGAUGCUUGGCCCGAGAGGGUCUUGACCAUGCAAAAGAAUUGGCUGGGUCGGACCGAGGGUGCCUAUUACGAGUUCCUUACGUAUACUAGGGAUGAUACAUCUAAGUCUCAAAAGCUGAAGAUUUACACAACUAGACCAGAAACCAUUUUUGCAACCCAGUUCGUCGCCUUGUCGCCUAAUUCGGCUUUGGUACAGCAGAUUGCGCAAGAAGAUCCGAAACUGCGUGACUUCGUGGAAUGGGCAAAGGACCUUCCUCCCGAUACCACAGAAGCUUACCAGAUCCCUUAUCUCAAAGCGACCAAUCCACUCUCUUUUCUUAGCGAUAUUCAAGGCACAAGCGUCGAACCUCUCCCUGUUUAUGUAACACCUUUUGUUAGAGGGGAUUACGAAACAGGAGCGAUCAUGGGAGUUCCAGCUCACGAUGCAAGGGACCAUGCGUUCUGGGAAGCACAUCGUCCCGGUGAAACCCUCAAAUAUGCCGUCUCGCCUUUAGCAGAUGGUGCUACCUCCACCCUCAAGAAUAAACCUUAUUUAGAGGCGGGCUAUAUGACCCCUAUCGCCGGUCCCUAUUUUGGAGUAUCAUCUGAUGCUGCAGCAAGGGGUAUUGUCUCCCGACUUAGGGAUACCACAAACCUCGCGGAAAGUACCACCAAAUGGAGAAUCCGAGACUGGCUGAUUAGCAGGCAGAGAUACUGGGGCACACCUAUCCCAAUCAUCCAUUGCGAUACGUGUGGCCCCCAGCCUGUUCCAGAUGACCAACUCCCCGUUACUUUACCUAAGGUUGAUAACCAUUGGGCGAAUGGCCGAGCUGGUAACCCAUUGGAGUCUGCUACGGACUGGGUCAACACCUCUUGUCCAAAAUGUCAUGGCCCGGCUAAGAGAGACACUGACACAAUGGACACCUUCGUGGAUUCUAGUUGGUAUUACAUGAGGUUUCCGGAUCCUAAGAAUUCUAAGAUGCCGGUGUCUGAGGCUGCAGCUAAGAAUUACCUUCCGGUUGACAUCUAUAUCGGUGGAGUUGAGCACGCUAUUCUCCAUCUUCUAUACGCUAGAUUUAUCUACAAAGCAGUUAUGGGUAUUAUGUAUCCUGAUACCAAGGCUAGCGGCGGAAAGGCAGCGUCUCUUGAUUCGCUACUCAACUUCUCAGGAGAGCCUUUUAAACGGCUCAUCACACAAGGUAUGGUGCACGGAAAAACAUACUCAGACCCCGACAGCGGUCGCUUCCUAAAGCCAGAUGAGGUAGACUUAUCAAAUCCAUCCCAGCCAAAAGUAGUCGCAUCGGGAAAGACUGCGACGGUUACAUUUGAAAAAAUGUCUAAGUCUAAACAUAAUGGCGUGGAUCCAGGUGGUUUCAUUGCGAAGUACGGAUCCGAUGCCACGAGAGCGCAUAUUCUCUUCCAGGCACCUGUUGAUGAGGUCCUGAAUUGGGAUGAAGAUAGGAUACAUGGUGUUACACGCUGGUUGCGCCGUCUACAUGAUCUCGUUCGAAGGAUCCAGGAAGCAGGAGAGUCGUCUCAUGCAAUCAGUGGCGAAUUCAAUGCAGAAACCUACUUCAAAAAGCUCGAGGGCGCGGAUAAAAAGAAAGCAGCGCAACGGGCCGCGGACGUAGAGGUCUGGCGUAAAACACAAGAGACCAUUAUUGCCGUCACCAAUGCAAUGGAAAAAGUGCACUCCCUCAUCACCGUGGUUCCUAGCUUAAUGGGUCUCACGAAUGUACUCAUCGACAAUAAAGCGGCUUCGGAUAUAAUCAAACGAGAAGCUGCCCUUCGACUUAUACGGAUGACAGCACCUAUCACGCCAGCAUUCGCUGAGGAAUGUUGGAGCAUCCUCAACCCCAACAGCGAAAGCGUAUUCACAGAAGGUGUAAAUACUUGGCCCACAUCAGACGGAUCGCUAGAACUCCUAGCACAGCCCCAGGCGCUAGAUCAUAUCCAGUGCGCCGUCCAGGUGAACGGGAGAUGGCGGUGCACGGUGGAUAUCCCGGCGAAGCCAACGGACAUAGCACCUGAAAGCGAGGAGUUCCGGCAAUGGGUUACGGAGCAAAUCCUUGAGUCUGAGGAUGCGAGUGCUAGACUCGUUGGGAAUGUGGAUAUUCGUAAGGCGACGAAGGUGGUUGUUGUGAAGGGUGGUGCGGUUGCUAAUUAUACGGUUCCGAAGGGGAGUGCGUAAAUGGAAAAAGGGAGGAGGGGGGAGGGGAGGUUAGAUACCCGACUCAAUGCCUGAUUGUAUGUAUUAAAAAUGGAUGGAUGUUGUAUAUAGGUAUGAAAAAAAUGAUGCGAUGAUGUAAAUAUUUACUGAAUGUUGGCCGAUGCCAGUGAUGCCAUCCAUUGUUAUGAUUGUCUUUUGCACGUCUGUUUGGGGGACUUAGGCGCUAAAGUUACUGAUGGUGUUUACGUAAUAGCGCACAUAUGCCAAAGUUCCAGGCUAUUCAUACAGGGCGUGGAGCGCUGAAGUUACCUGCAUUCCAAUAAGUUUUAG
Messenger RNA from Hypoxylon trugodes, 3353 nucleotides. Its product is annotated as leucyl-tRNA synthetase. Gene Ontology annotation, biological process: leucyl-tRNA aminoacylation; mitochondrial translation. Gene Ontology annotation, molecular function: leucine-tRNA ligase activity; aminoacyl-tRNA deacylase activity; ATP binding. The record is from RefSeq and is a predicted model, not a curated record. Gene Ontology annotation, cellular component: mitochondrion. NCBI's taxonomy places the organism in Eukaryota, Fungi, Ascomycota, Sordariomycetes, Xylariales, Hypoxylaceae. Bases 93 to 3044 code for a protein of 983 amino acids. The transcript has 2 exons.